AUGAAGACCUUGCUGACCGAAGAAACCCUGAAGGUGCCAAAGGGUGUGAAGAUCACCAUCAAGUCCAAGAAAGUGGAGGUGAAGGGCAAACAUGGAGACUUGACUCGUGACUUCAAGCACUUGCCGAUCGAGCUGUACUUGGGAGAUGGUGGCAAGAAAGUCAUUGCCCGCAUGUACUUCGCCAAGAGCAAGCAGUGCUCCAUGCUGAACACCAUGUGCAGCCACAUCAGCAACUUGUUUGAUGGUGUUCAGAAGAAGUUCGAAUACAAGAUGCGCCUUGUCUAUGCGCACUUCCCCAUCAACGUGAACAUCAUCAACGGUGGCAAGACCAUUGAGAUCCGAAACUUCUUGGGAGAGAAGGUGGUGCGAACCGUGCACAUGAUUCCCGGGGUGACUGUUGAUAAGAGUGCCUCUACCAAGGAUGAAUUGGUCGUCACCGGCGCUGACAUUGAGAACACUGGCCGUUCCGCAGCCCUGAUCCACCAGUCCUGCUUGUGCAAGAAGAAGGAUAUCCGAAAGUUCUUGGACGGCAUCUACGUGAGACGGAACCAGCACAAGGGCACCACCUCCAAGUCCAACGUGUCGCGGGAGAUGCGGAUGGACUUACUGGCGGAGCCGCUGGGCGCUGGGGCAAAGGUGCCAGCAGGCUCCUCCAUCUUCCGCAUGGGGGAGACAGGCGAUUUCCUGUACUUCGUGCUUGCCGGCGAGGUAGUGGCACGCCGGGGCAAGAAGGAGCUGCGGCGCUACCGCCGCGGCGGCUUCCUGGGCGAGGCGGCGCUCUUCGGCACCAAGGCCACGCGCCGCAUCUUCUCCGCCAGCGUGGCGCGGGGCGGCGGCGGCUGCGCGCUGCUGCGAAUGCACCACAACUUCUUCCGUAAAGAUCUGAAGAACCGCGGCCCCGUGACCUCCUUAGUGGGUCCCGCGCGCUGGCGCUAUCUGGAACAACCCGACCUGGAGCUGCAACCGCAGGAGGUGGACGUUUUUGCCACGGGAGCUGUGUGGUGUCAACUGGCUGCGGGCUCCAGGGCCAUGUCCUUCUUUAGGAUCAAACGUGCGACCACCAUUGAGGAUCUACUGGAUGCUGUGGCGACGCGAGACAUCGGAAGUUUCUACUUCUUGGUGCAGGAAUGGCGUGCCGUUGCAUUGAUCGAAUUGAUGGUACGACGUGCGUCGGCCUAUGAGGCCUUGGUUUGUCUGGAAGAAAAGGAGAACUUGGAGCUGGUGAAGCAUGACAACGAUCAAAUCGAGCCACCGCAAGGCUUCAUCGCCUCGGUCGGCAAGGCGGCCAGUGACGUCCAGCAGGCGGUGAACUCGGCCUUCGAGCUGACGUCCGAUGCGGUGCAGGCCUCGGUGGCGGUGAAGAUGUCGUACAGCGCGCGGCAAAGCGUGCUGCAGCAGUGGGAGAGGUUUAGCAACGUUGUCACUGAGAGAUACGGCCAAGCCAUCGGCGAAGUCUUCGGGGACCUCUACGGCAACCUCUUCGCCAAGGACAUCCUGUGGAUGUUCCGCAACCCCACGCGCGCGCAGCGCUUCCCGGUGCUCUUGGUGCGUUCCGCAGAGGAUGGAAAUCUACUGGCGCGGUGGCAGAUCGGAGCCUCGAUGGUCUUCGAAAGUGAGCUGUGUGCUCGCACUUUGCCCCGCGUCCUGCCCUCCCUACGUCCUGCCCUGGUGGCCGGAUAUCAGAUUGGCUCAGCUGUGGGGCGCAACCGCGCCAUCAACUUCAAACGCUUGUGGAUUGACGCCUUCAUGGGCAGCUUGGAGGUAUCUUUACAGGGUUUUGCCAUGGCUUCAUUCCCCAUGACGUCCGCUGAUCAUGCUGUAGGUGAGAAGGUCUCCCUGGUUUCGAAAUUGUGUUGCUUUGACCCAUGUCAUGAAGCUCACAUUAUGGAAGCUCUGUACGACAAGGUGACGUUCAAACUGCAUGGAUUACUGGAUGGUUCUCAUGAGCGAUUUAGCCUGAUGAAUGUUCGAUAUCAGCAGCAAUAUCCAACUCCGAAUGUGGCACUGGAACAUGAUUGGCUGCUUCAGACAAUUGAAGAUCCCCCUGCCUCCAUACUGACAACGACACAUGGUGAAGUGGUGAUUUCACGACACAGGUCGCAGAGCUUGCAGUCCAAAAGUGCGAGGGUUCACACGGUCGGUGCGGCCAGCACGAUCUCCUUGUGCGGCAAGGAUUCUCAGCUGAAGGCUGGUGAUGACCCGUGGAUUGCACAAGAUCCUUGGAAACAGUAUACCCAGGGCAAGUCUGCCUCAUGCAUCCCAAGUGCCAGUGAUGGGAUUCAGCAACUUGCUGAUAGGAUCCAGAAUGAAGUCCUUCGGAAAUUGCCGGCUAUGACCCAGAUGGAACAGGAUGACAUGCCAGAACGUUUGUCCACCCUGGAGAAUCAGGUUCAGCAGCUGAUGGGACAGCACAAGGCUUUGGAUCAGAAUGUGCAGGAUUUGUCAAAUCAGAAUGCUCAGCAGUUCGCACCGAUGCAAUGCCAAUUGACCCAGCAGAGCCAACAGUUGCAAGGUCAAAUCGAUGGGCACUGUCAGAAUAUGCAGGCACUGAUGGAACACCAAAUGGUGCAGAUCCGAGGAUCGUUUCGAUCCGUGCCAACGAUGGCGUCGCCAUCAGGCCAGGGGUCACCCACUGGAGGAGGCAGCGGAUCAGGCCAAGCUGAGCAGAUGCUGAUGCAGAUGUUGCAACAACAGCAGCAGCUCAUGAUGGGGCAACAGGCGCAGCUGGAUAACCUGGCCAGACUAGUAGAGCGGCAGGCUCCUGCGCAUCCCCGGGGCUUAGUGGACUUGAAGGCAGUUGGUCGCCCAGAGUCUCUUGGUGGGAACCUUGACCAAGCUACGUCAACUUGGCGGCAGUGGAGCUACAAGUACGAACUGUGGCUGGCCUCCCAGUGGGAAAAUGGAGCUCAAGUGCUGAGAUGGUGCGAAGCUGAAACGGCCACCAUCGACCAAGCAGUGCUCACAGCAAAGGCUGCAGAACCAGGUUUUGAGACACUUCCCCAGCUGAACCGGCAACUUGAAGUGACACUAGCUUCCUUGACAAAGGAUGUGCCUGGCGAUAUUGUCUUCAACUCACACCGUGGAUCUGGGUGCGAUGCAUGGCGCAGACUGUCUGCAAGGCUGAACCCAAACAACCCUCUGUCCAAUCUGCGGCUACUGCGGAAGAUCAUGUCUCCAUCCCAGGUCACGGACAUCUCUGAGCUCCACCCUUCCCUUGAAAGAUGGGAGAGCUUGCGGUCAGACUACGCAAAGAGGCCAGGGUGCAGCGACUUGACUGAUGAGCAAGCACGUGUGGUGCUGUUGGCUAUGGUUCCUGAUGCUCUGCGGGAGUACCUGGACUUGAACCUGGGCCGUUUGAACAGCUAUGGUCUCCUACGCAAUGAGGUGCUGGCCUACGCAGAGCAGAAGCGACAGCGAGAAGCUGACGACUCUUCUGGAGCCCAACCCAUGGACGUGGAUGCGCUGACAAAAGGUUCUGGAAAAGGGAAACGUGCUGCCACCAAAGAGGACUUGUGCCACCACUGUGGCAAGCCUGGUCACUUCAAGCGUGACUGCAGGCAACUCAAGGCCGAAGGGAGGAAGAAACCACCGCCCAAGGGCCGCGGGAAAGGUCGCGGCAAGGGUGGCGGCAAGAAAGGAUCCGCUGCAGAGCUGGAUGGCGGGGAAGAAGAGAAUGAGGAGCCAGAAGGAGAGCAAGAGGACGCAGAAGAAUUUGCAGACAUCGGCUUCCUUUCCGUCCUGACAGCUGAGGAGAAGUCCAUGCUGAACAAGGCCGUGGAAUUAGCUGAAGAUCCGGAUGAGGCCGACUACUACGAAGACUGCCUGUGGAAAGAAAGUCUUCCCACUGGCUCGGCUUUGGAAAAGCUUUGUGGCUUAGGACUGCUUCAGUCCGAGCCAUCCUCCAGUUCCACCGCGCUCGCCAGCCAAUACGUGAGUACCUGCCCAGCCUCUAACAAGGUCUACGGCGACAACUCUGCAAGCAGCGCGCCCACUGGACUGCGAAUGGCCACCAGGGCUCUGUCCAGUCAAAUGGCAAGCUGCAUGCAGGACCUUCGCGUGGCCAUGGCAAAGGCAGAGGAAGAUGGCGACCUGGAGGAGCUUGAGUCUUUGCGCAAGUCACGGCAAGAACUACAGGCUCAAUCCGAGAAGGCAAAAGCACAAGGCCAAGAUGUCCGCCGUUCUCGCAGCAGACGUUUCCAGGCAGACAUUGAGGCUGGCAAGAAUGCCCGAGAGGCAUGGCGAAAGGAGAAAUCUCGUCUUCGAGCUGGCAAACACCGCCAACAAUCAAGGCCAGAGCGAGCUGCCGAACGCAUGGCGUUGGAAGAGGAGUGGACGGUCAAACACCGUGCUCCUGGCGCUGCUUCGCACAAGGAGAAAGCAUACCCACUGAUGCCUCAUCUGGAGGAUGAGGUUUCUGCUCCGUUGACCAAGAGUGAGCGUCUGGACUGCAGGCAAGAGUGGGAUGAAGCUUGCCCUACUGUGCGAGAAAGGCAAUGGAGCAAGUCAGGAAAGAAGCAGAAAACUUGGCAGCAGAAACAAGCCAAGGCGAGGCGCGAGGAAGGAAGGCUGAAAAGGAAGCAGGCAGCGGAGGCUGCGCUUUCCUGUCACAAGUCUCCGCCUGGGCCACCUCCCUCUGAAAAUAAAGCUGGCUCAGGGUCGGUUCGACCCGAGCCAAAACAACUCAAGCCAAGUCCGCCACCUGGACCACCGCCAUGGUGGAAUGGCAAGGACGCCGCCAGUGGACGGGUCCUAGCCCUGGAGUCACCGGUGGAGGAGGCGAAGUCUGCGCAAACUAAGUGGCAGAAAUUGGUUGUGACUUUGGACUCUGGAGCAUCAGACAACGUGAUGCCAGUGCACCUUGCCAAGCAACAGUGCAUGGGUCCUGUCAAAGGCGUUAAAGAGUUUGCCACGGCGACAGGGUUCAAAAUCCCUAACCUUGGCAGCGUCACAAUGGACAUGUACCUGCCAGACUGGCGCAAGUUCUCUUCCAACUGGAGCGUGGCUGACGUGAAGCGUCCUCUGCUGUCCAUGACGAAAGUUUUGCAAAAUGGGCAUAAAGUAGUGAUGGAUGCAAAGUGCUCCUACAUCCAAAUGAAGAGUGGCCAGCGCAUCAAUCUUGACCUCAGUACUGGUGUGCCCACCUUCAGCACAUGGGUGCUGAUGCCUUUUCCCGGGCAGCCAAAGAUGACUCAGGCGACAGGAACAGGUUUGGUUCAAGCCGUUCCUGAAAUUCAACCGGUCCAAGUGCCUCAAGCUGCAGUCGAGGGGACUGAGGCUGCCAACCGGCAGGAGGCUUCCGAAGGCUUGCUCGAAGCUGACGAAGCUCAACUUGCGCAGCCGUUGUCCACUCCCGACCAGCCCACAGAGCAGAUGAUCCGCGAACAUGAAGUCUCCCAUAUACCGUACCGCGCCUGGUGCACUGCUUGCGUGCGUGGGCGAGGGCGAACAAUGCAGCAUCGCCGGGUAGACCACUCGGACAACUUAAUCCCAACUCUGUCCAUGGAUUACGGGUUCCUUGGCGAUGGCCUUCCCUUUGUCGUUCUUCGCGACAGAAAAAGCAAGGCAAUCUUCGCUCACCUUCUCCCUCACAAAGGCGUUGCGUACAGCAGUUUUCCCGAGCGUGCAAUCCUCCGCAAUCUUGCAUUUCUGGGUUACAAGCGGCUUGUUCUCAAAAGUGAUCAGGAAAGUUCUUUGAAAGCUCUCCGUGAAGCGGUUGCCAAUGGCUACCCCGCAGAAGUCACGUGCGAAGAUGCCCCCAAAGGUGGCGCGCACGGGCAGAGCAAUGGCGAGGCUGAACGUGCGGUCCAAACCAUCCAGGGAAUGGUCAGAACGCUUGUCUCGCACAUUGAAGAAAAGACUGGGCAACCACUCGGCAAUACUUCCCCUGUCAUUGCUUGGGCAGUUGAGCACGCUGCAACUUUGCAUCUGCUCUUCUCAAAGGACACAGAACUGAAGGAUGGCUUGACGCCGUUCCAGCGAAUCAAGGGGAGAGCUUGGCACAUACCGCUGCCAUGCUUCGGUGAAAUCGUCGAGUUCCGCAAGCGCACGGAAACCAAAUCUGAGCCUCGGUGGGAAUCUGGCAUCUACCUUGGAACUCGCAUCACCUCCAGCGAGAAAAUCAUAGGAACUGCCCAAGGGACGUUUGUGGUCCAAUCCCUCAAGCGAAAGCCGCCUUCUUCGCAAUGGGACAUGGACUUCUUGAAAGAGUUCAAAUCUCUUCCUUGGAGCCUGAAGCCUGAAGGUCCCACGUCCAUUCCUGCUCCUGCUGACAUUGCUCCGGAACUUCCGGACGCUGUGGUGCAGGGACCGGUUCGGCCCGCGCCAAAGGAAGAAGCGGGGCGCAGGAUGUACUUAAGGAAAGCCGAUUUCGACCAAUUCGGUUUUACCGCAGGUUGCAGCGCCUGCGACGCAUUGCGUGAAGGUCGCUCUCGUGCUGGCAUACUCCAUUCGGAUCAUUGCCGUGAUCGGAUCACCAGUCGUCUCAAGGACACUCCGGCAGGGAAAGAUUGCCUUGAAGCGAACCUGGAACGCGAAAACAAGUACCUUGCCAGGUACAUCGAGCGGGAGGAUACUGCGUCAAAAGCAUCGGCGUCGUCGCGCGCUUUGCCUUCUACCCUUGAGCAGGGCACGCCUUUGCCUAGCGCGCCUGUUUCUCACAGCCCCAUGCCGAUGACUCCAACCAUGGAAGUUGAGCAGCCCGUCGACCCAGAAGAUAAGAAGAGGCCUCUGUAUGAGCCGGCGUCAACAAUGCGACAGAAAGUCGCGCGUGCUUCGCCAACAACCUCUGGAAUUCCUGCUCCCUCCUCACGAAAGCGUGUUGCUCAAGACCAAGGGGAUGAGGACAGGAUCAGGGUUCUUGAGUCAGACAUGCGCGCAGAAGCUCAGAAAAGACCUUUGGAGCCAGGAGGCGACCUGGACCAGCUGCUGGCGCAGGGCGAAGAUCUGGUAGAUGGUGCUCUUGCUGCGCACCGCUCUGCUGUCCUUGCAAACCUGAUUGCAGAGCAACCGCACCGCCCACUUGCUGAUAUAAAAGACGAGUUCGAGCCAUGGUUCCUGGAGCAGUCCUUCUACGAUGACAACACUGGCAAGCCACUCCCCUCUAAGGGCGUUAUGGAAGCAAGGUAUGAGGAACUGCAGGUGAUCAAGCAGAUGGGUGUCUGGGAGGUCAUCAAAAGACCUAGGAAUGAAAGGACCAUAGGCACAAGAUGGAUCGACAUCAACAAGGGCGACAAUCUGAGACCAAAACUCAGAAGCCGCAUUGUGGCGCAAGAGCUGCGUCGCAAGCCAUCCCACACUGGAAUGCCCGAAAGCCAUUGGGCAGACUUCUUCGCAGCCAUGCCCCCAUUAUCCGCCAUGAAGGCCCUCCUUGCUUUGGCCACCACUGCGCGGGUACCGGACAUGGCAGGAAAACUGCAACCUAUGCCAAAGGACAUGGUCUUGAUGUUUCUCGACAUCAAGAAGGCCCACUUCUGGGCCCCAGCCCGUCGAAGGAUACUGGUUGAAUUGCCCGAUGAACUUGGACUGUCCAAAGACUAUGUGGGACUCCUUCACCGUUCCUUGUACGGAACAAGGGAUGCUCCCCUUAACUGGGAAAUGGCAAUUCGCGAUGUGAUGGUGCAACUGGGUUUCCAGCAAGGCCGCUCGUCGCCUUGUUUGUACUACCAUCCACAGCGGCACAUUCUGUGCUCUGUCCAUGGAGACGACUUCAUGGUCCUAACUGGGCACAAAGAUGCCAUUUGGCUGCGUGACCAUCUUGCGGAAGCAUGGACCGUUGAAACCCGAGGCAUCCUUGCUCCUCCUGACAGCAAUUUGCCCGAUUGUGUUCAACAACUGUCAGUCUUGAACCGCUUGAUCACGUGGUCGGAUACCGGCAUUGAACUUGAGGCCGACCCACGGCACGUAGAACUGAUCGUGACAGACCUGGGUCUCAAAGGCAGUGUCCCUGUCACUACACCUUUGCUGAAAGCCAAAGCUUCUGAAGAAGUUGAUGAGACUCCGCUGUGUGAUCAGGACGCUAGCCGCUACAGAUCCAUUGCGAUGCGCAUUGGGUAUUUGGCUUCAGACAGGCCAGAUCUUUUGCGAUCCACACGAGAGCUGGCUAAAGGCUUGCAACAUCCUACUUGUCAUCACUGGUCUCUCCUCAAAAGAAUAGGGAGGUACUUGAGUGGUCAUGGACGACUAGUGCAGAAGUUCAACAACCAGGACAAGAUCACCGAACUCACAGUCUGGUCCGACAGCGACCAUGCCGGGUGCAUCCGUAGUCGGAAAUCGACCAGCGGCACUGUGAUCGCUUUGGGCAGCUCAUGCAUUGAUGCCCGUUGCAAGGGGCAAGCUCUGAUAGCACUGUCCAGCGCCGAAGCGGAGUUCUAUGGUCUUAUCAGCUCUGCCUCUCACGGUCUAGGAGAACAGUCCAUGCUGAAGGACUGGGGCAUCUGCUGCCCGCUCGUGAUCAACAUGGAUGCAACCAGCGGCAUUGCCAUAGGUAGUCGUCGUGGUCUUGGGCGGGUCAAGCACAUUGACACAUCCUUCCUUUGGAUCCAAGACUGCGUGCAGGAAGGCAAGAUCAGUUUGCGCAAGAGGUGGGCUGUCACCAAGAUUCGCGCCAAACGCCUGGUGCGGCGACGGGUGAAGUGGGACACGCUGGGCAGCGCGCUGAAGGAGUCGGUGGUGCGGGGCCAAACUGCCCGGAACCUGGUCUUGACGAAAUUCGGGCGCUUGCCCACCAAGUACGACCAGAACGAUCCGCAAGUACUGCAACUGUUGCCUUCCAAAUGGGUGCCUGAGAUCGGCUUGCCCUUGGCCAGCGGCGUGGGGCGCGGCUUCAUGACCAAAUGGUGGAAGGGCUUUCGAUCUGGUUGGCGCAGGAGGUAUGUCAGACCUCGCUUUGAAACCUGGGAUUUGGAAGACGUGCCGGAGGUCAUCCUGGAUUUCGCACGCCGACAAGGUGCAGAACAGGCGAACUUGGUGGCCUCGUCAGUGGGUGACACCAUGGCACGCGAUUGGGGCUACUGGACCGGACACUUCACAGGCAUGGUUUCGGGCUUGAUGCUGUGUAUGCUGGGCAAGUCCAAAUCGCUGAAGGACGACACCGGGAUGAUUGUGGCGGACGGUCACCUGGAGGAGGAUCGGGAACUCAUUGCGCUGGAGCAGUACAUGGGAGAUUCCAAGUACAAAGGAACUUGA
This is a messenger RNA of Cladocopium goreaui, 9183 nucleotides long. The record is from the annotation of a GenBank genome assembly. NCBI's taxonomy places the organism in Eukaryota, Dinophyceae, Suessiales, Symbiodiniaceae.